Molecule: messenger RNA, 909 nt
Organism: Zea mays
Lineage: Eukaryota; Viridiplantae; Streptophyta; Magnoliopsida; Poales; Poaceae
Product: TMV response-related protein
Exons: 1
Coding region: 57-710 (217 amino acids)
Source: RefSeq, marked validated
CUCCUCUCCAUUCCAAACUCUCCCAACAGUCCAAACCCGUGUCCACCGAAAGUUUGAUGGGAUCAGGCCUCUCAAGCAGCCACCACCGGAGCAGCGGCGCGUCGUCGUCGCUUCACCAGCCACCGGCGGCGGCCCCGGCCCUGGUCGUCGCGGCCGACGGCUCGCUGCGGGAGUUCGUCACGCCGGCGGCGGCGCCGCUCCUUCUCCCCGUCUCCGUCUCCGACGUGCUGGGCGCGAAUGCGGACGACGACGGCGGCCGGUACUUCGUGUGCAGCUCCAGCGCGCUCUACUUCGAGACCGACGUCCCGGCGCUCGGCGCCAGCGAGCUGCUCCGGCCGGGGCAGGUCUACUUCGUCCUCCCCGCGGCCAUGCUCGGCAGGCCGCUCUCGGGCGCCGACAUGGCCGCGCUGGCCGUGCGCGCCAGCCAGGCGCUGGCGGCGGGAGCGAGGCCGCCGCGUGGCGGGCGACGCCCUCGCGGGUCCACCAGGGCGCGCGUCGUGCCGGCGGCGGCGGCGCACCACGCGCACGCGCACGGCGACGAGGAGGCUGUCAACGAGAAGCUCAACCAGAGGACUCUUGGCGGCUUCGAGACGGCUCCUCCACGUGGUCCGGCCAGGAAGCCCGCUGUCGCGGCGCGACCGGCCCCGCCUGUGACUGUGACUGUGACUGAGAGGAGGGCGCUCAGCACCAUCGAAGAGGGUGCCGAGUGAUCGAUAAAAUGGCUACAAGGCGCGCGUGUUCGAUUGAUUGAUGAUUAGGUUUAGUUUUUUAUUGGGUUAAUUAAAGACUUAAUGACACGCAAAUAGUUUGAAAGGAUAGGGAAACUUGUUACUUGGUUGAUCGACGUCUGUGUACUACUCACACUAAUUACAAAAUUAAAUGGGAAUUUUGGUUUUCGACCUGGUUCUU